AAUGCAGAGGUCGGGUGACGCCCCUCCCCUGCCUCUCCAGCAUCAGCACCUCGAAACCGAGCGAGGCGACCCACGGAUGAAAGAGGAUGCUCUCCGGUCCGUGAUGGAUUCCAGUUCGAGGAGACAUAACGAUGAAACAGCUAACCGAGAGAUGGCUGGUAUAGUCGCUGUUUUCUCCACACUUAUGCUGCUUGGCUGCCUCCAUUCAUGAUGCAUCAUUCAUGCGUUCCCAAGAAUGGAAACGCACUCCGAAGAACACUAAAAUAACCCAUUACAGCUUCGCUGUCAGCUCUUUAAAGACAUUCUCACUCAUUUGUUAAAGCUUCUUUUCAUGUAGGACAAAGUGAUGAAGAGCCCGGUUUUACCCUUUGAGGGCGCCGCACGAAUGUAGGGCUAAUACAGAAAAGCCAAGCAAACAAAAGGCAUUCCAGCCCCACACGUCUGACGCACCUGGCUGCCCUGUCGCCACUUGACAUGACAGCGCAGCGACGGGAGCAGAGCAGCUGGAUCAAGGGGCACAGACGUGCAGCCGAACGUGUGGACUCGACAAGGAAUAGACCUGACGCACGACGGAGAAGCAGCAGCAGCCCAGGAGAGGCCGGAUUGCAGUUUCUGGGGACGAGCGCCAAGGGCAGUGCGGUAGUCAGCAGACAGACCGGGGGGAGGAGGCUGCGGAGAUCUGCGAUACUUCCUCCCAAGUCCCCACUGCGCUCUCACCUGCAUAACAUCCUGAAAAUAUGAUGUUUUUAUAACUGUUUGUUCUCCUUUUUCAUUCCCAACCAAUCAGUGAUGAUGGGCAAUUAAAAUAUUAGAUCUGCUCUUCAGGGAAGGGUGGAACCCGGAGGAGACCGAUGUGCAUAUUGGCCAGGUAUAAUUUGCCCCCUUCUUUUUUGGCUUUGCUCGUUUUGCUUGUCGCCUGCACUAUGGGUUGUAUUCAGAGCAUCGCAUGCAAGCCCCGCAUCAGACGGGAGAACAUUGUGGUGUAUGAGGUGUCGGCCUCCAUUGACCAGUGUCCCACCAUCAUUGAGGAGAACUCACCGAUUGUACUCCGUUACAAGACGCCUUACUUUAGGGCCUCAGCAGGAGUUGUGAUGCCACCAGUGCCCCGUAAUGAAACCUGGGUGGUGGGCUGGAUCCAAGCUUGUACCCAGAUGGAGUUCUACAACACCUAUGGCGAUAUUGGCAUGUCCAGCUGGGAGUUACCAGAGCUGCGAGAGGGCCGGGUCAAAGCCAUCAGUGACUCUGAUGGUGUCAGCUACCCCUGGUAUGGCAACACCACAGAGACCGUCACCUUGACCGGCCCUACGUCCAAGCCAUCCCGCCUGACGGUCAGCAUGAACGACAACUUCUACCCCAGUGUGACCUGGGCUGUGCCAAUCAGCAACAGCAACACGCCCAUGUUGACCCACAUCACCAGGGACCAGAGCUUCAUCACCUGGCUGGUGGCCAUGAAUUCCAUCACCAAGGAGCGUAUUGUGUUGCAGACGGUGCGGUGGCGAAUGCGGGUGGACAUUGCUGUGGACCCAGACAUGCCUCUGGGCUCUCGGGCCUCAUUGGUGGGUCGCCCCUACCAGGAGCAACCACACAUCCUCAACUACCAGGAGCCCAUUCCUCCUAACGCACUAGGGAGGCCAAAUGCUAAUGAUGCCCAAGUGCUAAUGUGGAGGCCACGAAGAGGGGCGCCACUGGUGGUCAUACCGCCAAAAUAAGAGGCUCAAACAGUUGCACAGACAAAAGAAUAAUUCUUUCUUCAAGAAAAAAAUGGGGCAUGAAGGUGAUAAAGUUAUAAAGUCUAUCAAAGAAGAAAGAACUGGCGGUGGUGUUAUUACGCUCAAGAUGCCAGUGGCUCAUUAUCCCUGAAAGAUCUGGACCAUUAUAACAAGCCAGAGAGGAUAUUACAUCUUUUCUGACACAGUGUCAGAAAAAGAAGUCUACAAUAAACUAGUGUCAAGGGCCUGGAGUUACAUCAAGGCUUGUUUGGUCCCCAACAAGCUUUGGACUACAUUAAAGAGUUCUGCCUGUCUUUUAGCGAAAAAAGCAACACUGUUUUUAGAUGUACCACAAAGGUAUUAUAGCACAAGAAGAACUGCAUCCUGCAUCCUUAUGUAGAUUUUACUGCAUGAGAGAGUGAGAGAGAAAAAAAAACUGUCCCUGAGAAGUUUAAGAAUAGCAUUUGUUUUAUAUAACUUGAUACCUGAAGACAUUUUGAUUGAAAAGUCGGCCAAAAACAAGGCAGCUGGUUAAACCUCAUCAGUGCUAAUAAAAAGCCUUCAGCACACUAAGUACCAGAGAUAAAGGAUGUAUUCAUAAAGUUUAAGACAAAAGUAUUAUAUAAAUCUUUUUAGGUUAAGAUUAAUCUUAUACAUCAAUCAGACUGUAUUAAGAACACCCACUUGGCAUAAAUGUCUGGAAGACAAACAACUCUGCUGUUCACUGGAGUUCUGCUAAUACACCAAAUUCACCAACAUAUUUUCAACUUACUAGCUUCCAAAUGCAGCUGAUAUUGUAUUCAAAUGGGUGGUAAAUCAUGAGAGAGAUGAGCUGGACCUGUUCCCAUUGAAUAAAUGACAGCUGUGCUUUUAAUUCUUCAAUAGGUGAUGUGGAAGAGUGACAUACAAGUAUUUAAAACUGGAAGGUGAUAGCUGGAAUAGCUCCAAACUGGACUCAGACCAAGGAUAGAUUUUAUGUGGCACUAAUCAGGUCUGGUUACAUAAGUCAUUCUACAAUCAGGGAUUCUAAAUGUACUCUUAAAAGUUUCCUUGAUGUGAAUUUAAAGCAGGCAAAACUUAAUUUUGAUAAGUGCUAUUUUUAACACUGGGUCUGUGAGAUCAUAUCACAACAUCUCCUCAUGUCACUGACGUAUUUUGCAGUAGGUUUCUGCAGAUAAUGAAAGCCUUUCAGUGUCAUGGCUAUGAUUUGUCCAGUGGCUCAUGUGGGCUCAGUCCAAGUCUCCACCUGCCACUCCACACACAGGUCACAUGACUCAUCCUCCAUCUGUGCUUCUCUCCAGGUUCAUACCUUCCCAUCGUCCUGCCCUUUCUCUCACGUGUUCACUUCAUCACGCACACUAUGACCAUAUCAUCCAUCCAUUAUCUAUACUGCUUAUCCUGAAGAGGUCUCUCGGUGGGGACUGGAGCCAAUCCCAGCUGACACUGGGAGAGAGGUGGGGUACACCCUGGACAUGUCGAUAGUUUAUCACAGUAUCACUGUACCAAAUAUACUCAUUUAUUCUGAAAUCCACAACUAUGCAAAGAUUGUGACUGUGUAAACAAAUAACACAGCGAGAAAAACUGGCAUUUUUUUGUUUUGUUCAUCUGCCUCAGUUCUGUUUCUAUUUGCCAGGGUCACUGCUGAAUAAAAUGUCUGUUACUACUAGGUUAAAAUAGGUUAUUUUAAUUCAGUGUGUCUAUGUUUGCCACUGCACCACAGCUCAUUCAGCCAUCUGUUGCUAUAGAAACUGGUUUGGUUUUCCUGAGUGCACUGCAA
This is a messenger RNA of Monopterus albus (swamp eel), 3486 nucleotides long. RefSeq names its product family with sequence similarity 78 member Ba (gene fam78ba). The transcript has 3 exons. The record is from RefSeq and is a predicted model, not a curated record. NCBI's taxonomy places the organism in Eukaryota, Metazoa, Chordata, Actinopteri, Synbranchiformes, Synbranchidae. Bases 852 to 1709 code for a protein of 285 amino acids.